Betta splendens (Siamese fighting fish) is the source of this 3508-nucleotide messenger RNA. RefSeq names its product ABI family, member 3b (gene abi3b). The transcript is spliced from 5 exons. Gene Ontology annotation, cellular component: lamellipodium. The coding region runs from base 1 to 1452 and encodes 483 amino acids. Lineage: Eukaryota; Metazoa; Chordata; Actinopteri; Anabantiformes; Osphronemidae. Gene Ontology annotation, molecular function: SH3 domain binding. The record is from RefSeq and is a predicted model, not a curated record.
AUGACGGCGCGGGCGAGCUUCUCCGACGUGAUUGCUCAGAUUCUGGAGUCGUCGCCGGCCGCGAGGAAGGAUCUGACCGACAACCACAGCAACUUCCUGCGCGUCGCGGACUACUGCGAGAGCAAUUACCUGCAGGCGCAGGAUCCCAGCAAGGCUAUAGAGGAAGCCAAGGCGUUGACGACCCAGGCGCUGGCCAGCGUCACCUACCAGAUCAACAGCCUGGCCAGGACCAUGCUGAGGCUGCUGGAGUCCCAGGCCCUGCAGGUCAAAGCUAUGGAGUCCUCCGUCUGCAUGCUGUCGCUGGACGCGGACAUCCACCUGGAGAGGAGGGCCCGGAAGGAGCUCUUUGCCCUCGCCGCCCCCGGGGCCCGGCCCCGUUACCAACCCAUGAUCCAGCCGCCGGCAGCCAGGGACCGCGAGGAAAGCUACGUCAGAGCGCCCAUCUGCUACUCCAGCCUGGACUCCGUCGGACACUGUUUCCAGGUCAUUGAGGAGCUGCCCAAGAAAGCAGAAGCCCCUGUAGCCAGUCGUGGCGUCGCUGUAGCUCCUCCAUCUGUCCCCACCUUCCACUCGGCCACCACCACCAGCCUGUCUGCUAACUCCUUGAAGCCCAGCACUCCUGCUCUUCAUUCACCGUCUCCUCCGUUCUCCAUGGAUCCUGGCAUCCCACGUCCUCCCUCCAUGGGCCUCCCCCCUGAUCUGCCUCCACCUUCAUCCACCAUCACACAGUCAGACAGUUUCUACCUGCCCCCACCUCCUCCUGAGGAGGAGGAUGAUGCUCUUUCCCUUCCUCCUCCUCCACCUCCACCACCAGGAUCAGGAGCUGGUUUCAUUCCUCCUCCUCCUCCACCUCCACCACCAGGAUCAGGAGCUGGUUUCAUUCCUCCUCCUCCACCUCCACCACCAGGAUCAGGAGCUGGUUUCAUUCCUCCUCCUCCACCUCCACCACCAGGAUCAGGAGCUGGUUUCAUUCCUCCUCCUCCUCCACCUCCACCACCAGGAUCAGGAGCUGGUUUCAUUCCUCCUCCUCCACCUCCACCAGGAUCAGGAGCUGGUUUCCUUCCUCCUCCUCCACCUCCACCACCAGGAUCAGGAGCUGGUUUCAUUCCUCCUCCUCCACCUCCACCAGGAUCAGGAGCUGGUUUCCUUCCUCCUCCUCCACCUCCACCACCAGGAUCAGGAGCUGGUUUCAUUCCUCCUCCUCCACCUCCACCAGGAUCAGGAGCUGGUUUCCUUCCUCCUCCACCUCCACCACCAGGAUCAGGAGCUGGUUUCAUUCCUCCUCCUCCACCUCCACCAGGAUCAGGAGCUGGUUUUCUUGCUCCUCCUCCACCUCCACCACCAGGAUCAGGAGCUGGUUUCAUUCCUCCUCCUCCACUUUAUGCUAGCACCUCUGGUAGUGUGCCACCACCUCCUCCUCCUCCACCCCCACCCCCUCCUUUCUUCCAUUAACAUCCAUGGUGACAGAGGUGACGUCUGUCACUGGGCAGGCUGGGUUUUGCCAUUAAAUGAAUGCUGCAUGUGAGAGCUUUGUGUGUCUGGUAUGAGCUCUGUAAGAAAAAAAAGCUUGAAGCUGGGCGUUUAACACUGAGCUGUAUAAUCUGCGUUGAAUUGCACAGUAUAAGCCUUAAAUGACAUUUCUCCCCAGGAGAAAAAAAUCCUCGUUCAAAGUGAAGCAAUCUGCUGCACUGGAACAUGUUUGAACAACACCUUGACUACAUUCCAGCAACACGUUGCAACAAGGACUCCUGCGUUUCCCCAUUUUGCUCUUUUACCUAUAAAACCUAGAAAAACAGACUCUUUAAAAGCCUUUAGUCCAAGAAACGUAAGGAACCUCUGACGUUUGUGUUUUGUUUCCUGCAACCACACAAGACCACCCAUUAAUAUAUGAAAUACAAUUUAGAAGAAAAUGUCUCGCUUGCUUUUAUUGCCACUUACAUUUAUUUCCAAACAGCAUCCCAUAAAAGCUCACACCGCACUAACACUGAGCUGUAUUGAUGUGGAGAAAAUGUUUCAUAACAGAAAAAAAUACAAUAAUUAUGUUUUUUUGAGUGCAAGAUUUUUUUAAUUUAAAAUUUAAUAAGACUUAGGAAACAGCACUGCCAUGUUUGAGAUUAUUCUGAAUAUCUGUCAUGUCUGUUUCCACUAAGUAAAAACAGGCUGUCUGCUCAGGAGGAAGAACUGGAGGACUAUUAGGUAAAACAUAACACUAUUCAUGUUUUCAACAUAAAGAUGAGCAAAUGUUCAUUUGAAAUGAAAAAUCCAUGAAGAACAUGACAACUUCUCACAACGUCCUGUGUCUUUAAACAGGAUAAUAACGCUGGAAAAUGCUCAGGUGAUACCUCCCUUAGUGACAUAUUGUGCUCUGACACGGUUUGACCCACAGGUCAGGAGCUUCACUGUUUCGCAUUCUGUAAUGAGGUAAGGCCUCGUCUCAGCGUAUUAGAAUCAGAACACUCUGUGCCAGCUGGACUAUUUGUGUUCUAUAUGUUUUUCUAAUUAUGUGAGCACAGUUGACUUUUACUUGAAGCUGUAACGAUUUAUAGGCUGAAGCGUCGCCGUCAGCAGUUGUUGACUCAUGCAGUCAAACAUUACGCUGGUCAUCGCGCUGCAGUGACUCACGCUCCUGUGUGUGUUUAUACAGAUUGUUUUUGAACGCAUCACAUAAUUUCACUGCUGUGAAAGGCAGGUUGUCGUGACUCCAGCCAUGACUGUGACUCCCUUUGCAUAUAUGUAAGUGUUCAAAGUUAAUAAAUGAACGUCUGCACACGGGAAGUGAACUGUUUGGUUUGAGAAUCUAAACGCAGACCCGUGUCCAGAUUCCCGGUGUUAACGCUGUCGAUGGCCGCGGUGCUCGUCUGCUUCUACCUGCAAGCAAACAAGACGAGAGCCUCGUUUAACAUCCCACCGAUGACUCGGCAGGACGGCGCCGCUUCGGGCGUCUGCUCCGUUUCUUUGGAAGGAGAUCAAACGGGCGACAGACUUCCUCCUCGCUACAGUGACGUUGACCCCCCCCCUCCGUACUCACUCGUACGUAAGCCUCUCUACUCACGCCAAGACAUCACCCAACAUGGAUCUCAAUGUUCAAACGUUCACAGAAGUGCUCAUUAGUGGUUGUUUUCUAGUUUGACCCCAGGCUGACGAGUGUUUGGACAGGAGGCCCACCGCCGGCCUACGGCCUCUACCCAAUGAUGCUGCCUCUGGCACUGCAUCACUGGGGGGACUCUGGAUCCGACCCACGCGUCCUCAGGCAGCAGUCCUGACCACACCAGCAUUCAUACGGAGUUGUCAUUAACAUGUUUAGUAGAAUGUGUGUAAUUUAAUAGUGCCAUUAUCAGGCUUUGUUCUUCACACUUUCAUUCACGGCAUGGUGUAAUUUACAUGAACAUGUGUUCACCUGCUUCUACUCAUCAGCACCAAGUGUUUCUCUAUGUUAUACUAUAUACUCUUUAUUACAACAGUAGUUACAGGUUCAAGGGAAAAUAAAAUAAAUAUUAAAUAAAGUUGC